Messenger RNA from Scedosporium apiospermum, 720 nucleotides. RefSeq lists its product as uncharacterized. The transcript has 4 exons. Gene Ontology annotation, molecular function: peptidase activity. The record is from RefSeq and is a predicted model, not a curated record. Gene Ontology annotation, biological process: proteasomal protein catabolic process. The coding region runs from base 1 to 720 and encodes 239 amino acids. NCBI's taxonomy places the organism in Eukaryota, Fungi, Ascomycota, Sordariomycetes, Microascales, Microascaceae. Gene Ontology annotation, cellular component: proteasome core complex; proteasome core complex, beta-subunit complex; nucleus.
AUGAAAUCGAUUUCUGGGUUAUGGUCCGUGCAGUGGAAGAAGACCAAGGCGGUGAAUCUAGGCAGAACUUCCAAUACAAUCCAGGCUGAAGCUGGUCUGCGCGUCGUGAGGGAGGUACUCUUGGGCAUAACUGGAAAGGACUUCACCAUCAUCGCGGCCUCGAAGGCGGCGAUGCGCGGAGCGACGAUCCUCAAGGCAGAGGAUGACAAGACUCGGCAACUGAACAAGAGCACGCUUAUGGCGUACUCUGGAGAGCCAGGCGACACAGUCCAAUUCGCCGAAUACAUCCAGGCGAAUGCCCAACUGUACUCGAUGAGGAACGAGACCGAUCUUUCUCCCUCCGCCCUCGCCCACUUCGUCCGCGGAGAGCUGGCCUCGAGCUUGAGGUCGCGCAAGCCCUACCACGUCAACCUCCUUCUCGGCGGUGUCGAUCCCAUCACCCACAAGCCCAGCCUGUACUGGCUCGACUACCUUGCGGCGCUUGCCCCCGUGCCAUAUGCGGCCCACGGAUAUGCGCAAUACUACUGUCUUUCAAUCCUCGACAAGCACCAUCAUCCUGAUAUCACCCUUGGCCAAGGUAUCAAAAUCCUCAACAUGUGUGCGGAUGAGCUGAAAAGACGGUUACCCAUCGAUUUCAAGGGCUUGUUGGUCAAGGCCGUGACCAAGGAUGGCAUCCGGGAUAUCGAGUUCGACGAUGACAAGGUGGUAAAGAGCGCGUAA